AUGACAUUGACAGUUGAUAAUGCUUCGUCAAAUGAUACUGCCAUUGCUUAUUUGAAGAAGCAUUUUAAGCAUGGGUUGGUGUUAGAUGGUGAAUUCUUGCAUGUUCGAUGUUGUGCACAUAUAUUGAACUUAAUUGUAUGUGAUGGCCUAAAAGAUAUUAAUGAUUCAUUGGUUCGAAUUCGAGAUGCUGUAAGGUUUGUUAGAUCUUCUCCUGCUAGACUUGCCACAUUUAAGAAGUGUAUCAAAGAGGGAAACAUAGAUAGUAAAAGUAUAUUGUGUCUUGAUGUUCCAACUAGAUGGAAUUCUACUUAUUUGAUGCUUGAGGCCGGUGUAAAAUUUGAAAAGGCAUUUGAGAGGUUAGAAGACUACGACACAAUCUACAUAAAUGAGGAGGAAAAACCAACCACCAGGGAUUGGGAAAUUGCGAGAAUAUUUACCAAAUUCUUGUUAGUGUUCUAUGAAGUAACUGUUAGACUUUCAGGGUAUUUGUAUGUUACUUCCAAUACAAUCUUCCAUGAGAUUAGUAUUGUUCAGGAUUGCAUAAAAAAAUAUUCAAAUACAAUUUGUCAUAAUGAUGUGUUUUUGCAAGAAAUGGCAACGAAAAUGCAAGAAAAGUUUGAUAAAUAUUGGAGAAAAACAGAUAGAACAAAUUUAUUCUUCUAUGUUGCCUUCGUUUUGGACCCUGAUUAUAAGAUGAAAUUUCUUUUGCAUUGCCUAAAUCAAUUAUUUGAUGUUGAUGUGGCAAAAAUUGUAGGAAGUAAGGUAGAGGGUGUUUUGAGAGCAUUGUUCAAUGAAUACAAUUUGUCACUAUCAGUUGCUAAUAAGGGUCAAUCUUCAUGUACCAUUAAAAGUUCUCCAUUUAGAACUACAAGUGCAAGUGCUUAA
Benincasa hispida (wax gourd) is the source of this 885-nucleotide messenger RNA. RefSeq names its product zinc finger BED domain-containing protein RICESLEEPER 2-like. Gene Ontology annotation, molecular function: DNA binding. The record is from RefSeq and is a predicted model, not a curated record. Lineage: Eukaryota; Viridiplantae; Streptophyta; Magnoliopsida; Cucurbitales; Cucurbitaceae.